Ostreococcus tauri is the source of this 1800-nucleotide messenger RNA. Its product is annotated as TB2/DP1/HVA22-related protein. The coding region runs from base 1 to 1800 and encodes 599 amino acids. The transcript has a single exon. NCBI's taxonomy places the organism in Eukaryota, Viridiplantae, Chlorophyta, Mamiellophyceae, Mamiellales, Bathycoccaceae. The record is from RefSeq and is a predicted model, not a curated record.
AUGGGUGCCUCGCGCGCGAGCGCCCUCGCCUUUUUCGCCGGCGCCGCCAUCGCCGCGCACGUCCUCACACGCGACACGACGGUGGGAGAGGACGUCCUGAGCGCUCUGGCUUCGGGUGAAAUCUGGACGGUUUCACAAAAUUCUCCCUCGAGCGUCCUCUCUGUCGACACGCGAGAUACUUUGAGCGAUGCGAGCGCCGUCGAUGGGUUUCGAGACGUUUACCGCGCGAAGAUCGAGGCACUGGAGCUCGGAGAGGCGACGCGCGCGGCGUUGGCAGCGACGAAGCUGACGCUCGCGCUGUGGGCGCGCGUCUUCUCUCCGGCGACGAACGCGCUGUGGGACGCGCUGAAGACGGUGCUGCGAGCGAGCGGGGAUGAGGGUUUACGAUUCUUGCGCGAGACAGAGCCGAAGGUGCUCGCGCUGUGGGCGUUGGCGUGCGUCGGGGCGAUGUACGCGGUGCACGCGUGCAGACGCCUCGUCAAGCAUCUGAAGCGGGCGAGGUAUAGGAAUAAACUCAAGUUUUUCAUCAUAAGGACGCGAAUGCGGGCGAGUCGGCGCGUGCGAGCGAUGUUGGAACCGUACGCAAAGGUGUACAGGAGUAUCGCGGCCGUGGGCAUGGGAGUGAGACGGAGAUAUUCGCUUGUCGUCCACAGCGUGCGCAACAAGAGUCGAAUGGCGGCAAACGCGCUGCCACAUGGGAUUUUCUUAGUUUUAGGUUUUACGGUGUUCCGCAUUAUGCCACGCGGGUUGAGGCUUAUGCUGAAAAAGCGGGAGGCAUUGGCAACGAUAGCACUGCUGAUCCCGAUGUUUCAGACCAUGCUUGCGGUGGAGAGCAACGACAUGGCUCUCGUGGAGAAGUGGUUACGAUUCUGGGCGUCGUGCGCACCUUUCAUGAUGGCUGUGGACUUUCCAUUCAUCUUUUACGGCGUUCGGUGGUUCUUCCCGUGGUGGCCCGAGACUUUGGUGCUGUUCACGAUUUGGCUCAAUUUGCACCUCACGCGAGGAAGUCAUUUGAUUGUAGAAUUUUUCACGCCAAUCGUUGCUCAAGCGAUGGCGUACCUGAACAACUCACCUGGCAGGUUGUCCAUGAUCUUUCGGCGGUCGGUUCGGCAAGCGCUGCAGUUGAGCGUCAUAGUCUUGCGGUUUAGAUCUCGUCGCGCGGCAGAUGCGAUGCGUCUCGUCAUCGAUAACAUGAGCAUACCGUUGGUGAUGUGCACAAUGUUCUUCUUCACGCCAGGACUCAUCACGAUUUACGGUUGUGAUAUGGCGGGCUUAGUCGUCCCGUUUGCGUUCACCGUCGACGGUUUACUACAGUAUAGCGAGUUAAAGGCGCAACAGCCGAACGCAAAUCGCGCUCAGGCGCGAAAAGAGGCGCAGAAGCAUCACGAGGAAAAACUUCGAAACUGGUUGACAUACUGGCUGGCACAUGCGAUGCUCUGGUCGCUCUCUCAAGAGCUCUCAAAGAGCGUCCUGGGUUGGUUCCCGCUCUGGCGUCACACGCAACUCGUCGGCAUUUACUGGUUACAAGUUUUCGGCGGCGCCGAGCGCAUCACCGAGCGCAUGCAAGGUAUCAAAGAGAAAAUCAUGCAAGACCAUCAGCAAGCGUUGAAGGCUGCGAUUGCGGCUGAUUUAGAGGCUUCGGAAGCGGAGGAACGCGAAAGAGCCGCAAAAAGUGACGAUGCGAGCGUGGACACAGAACAUGUAGGCGAAGAAAAAGCGGAAUCGAUCGUCAGAGCAUCCAUCACUGACGAAGGAUUACGUAAAAGAACCGUCGUCGCGGACGAAUCACCAGUUAGUUGA